Messenger RNA from Eutrema salsugineum, 3330 nucleotides. RefSeq names its product filament-like plant protein 4. The record is from RefSeq and is a predicted model, not a curated record. NCBI's taxonomy places the organism in Eukaryota, Viridiplantae, Streptophyta, Magnoliopsida, Brassicales, Brassicaceae. The transcript is spliced from 6 exons. The coding region runs from base 212 to 3154 and encodes 980 amino acids.
GUUUUAGGCUUUGAAGUGAUACAGAAGGCAUAGAUUAUUUUCACCAUCACCAUCACCAUCACCGCCACUAUCACCAUAACCCACCACUCUUCUCUCUCUCUCUCUAGAAACAGAGUUGAUUCUGUGUCUUCAAUCUGUUUGCUGAUAUUGAUGAUUCACUAGCUCCUGGUUUUUGAGAUUCUGUUUCACUGCUGCAUUUUGGAAUUUUCCGAUGGAUCGUAAAAGUUGGCCAUGGAAGAAGAAAUCGUCGGAGAAAGCAGCUACAGUGACGGAGGUUAUUGACCAGGAGAAUGGGAAGAAGCCGAGCUACAUCCAGAUAUCCUCUGAUCAAUACUCGCAUCUAAAUGGUUUGAAAGAAGAAGUCAAGAAAUAUGAGGAACAAGUUUUGAAGCUGGAAGAUCAGAUAAAGGAUUUGGAUUCGAAGCUAUCUACAGCAAAUGCAGAUAUUACAGCCAAGGAGAUUCUGGUGAAACAGCACUCCAAAGUUGCUGAAGAAGCUGUCACAGGCUGGGAAAAAGCUGAAGCAGAAGCAUCGGCUCUGAAAACGCAUCUCGAAACUGUUACGCUCGCGAAGCUCACUGUUGAAGAUCGGGCUGCGCAUUUAGACGGAGCACUUAAGGAGUGUAUGAGGCAGAUAAGGAGUCUAAAGGAAGAAAAUGAACAGAAGCUGCAUGAUGUUAUUGUAACUAGAACCAACCAAAUGGAUAAGCUCAAGGCUGAAUUUGAGUCCAAGAUUGGAGAAUUCGAGCAAGAACUACUUCGUUCUGCAGCUGAAAAUGAUGCCCUCUCGAGGUCACUGCAAGAGCGCUCAAACAUGCUUAUCAGGAUAAGUGAAGAGAAAUCCCAAGCAGAGUCUGAGAUUGAGCAUCUUAAGAACAAUAUAGAGUCCUGUGAAAGGGAGAUUAAUACUCUCAAGUAUGAGACCCAUGUGAUUACCAAAGAGUUGGAAAUCCGCAACGAGGAAAAGAAUAUGAGCAUGAGAUCUGCAGAAGCAGCAAACAAGCAGCACUUGGAAGGUGUCAAGAAAAUUGCAAAGCUGGAAGCUGAAUGCCAAAGAUUACGGACUCUCGUGAGAAAGAAACUCCCGGGUCCUGCAGCACUUGCGCAGAUGAAAAUGGAGGUUGAGAGUUUAGGCAGAGACUACGGAGAUCAACGACAUAGGAGGUCACCGGCUAGGCCGUCUAGUCCUCUCAUGUCUCCAAUGUCACACAUGUCUCACAUGUCCGAGUUCUCGCUUGACAAUAUGCAAAAGUUCCAUAAAGAAAACGAUUUGAUGACAGAGCGGUUAUUGGCAAUGGAAGAAGAAACUAAGAUGCUGAAAGAAGCAUUGGCAAAGCGGAAUAGCGAGCUUCAAGUGUCGAGGAACCUCUGUGCUAAGACAGCAAACAGGCUUCAAACGUUGGAAGCUCAAAUGAUGAGUAAAAGUCCACCCAAGAGUGGGUUUGAAAUGCCUGCUGAAAUAUUCUCUCGUCAAAAUGCUAGCAAUCCUCCUAGUAUGGCUUCAAUGUCUGAGGACGGGAACGAAGAUGCUAGAAGCAUCGCUGGGUCUUUGAUGUCCGAACUCUCUCAAACCAACAAGGAUAGAAACGGUGCAAAGAUGAAGAAGACCGAGAGUGCUAACCAGUUGGAGCUUAUGGACGAUUUUCUAGAAAUGGAAAAGCUAGCUUGUCAACCAAAUGACUCAAACGCAAAUGGUCCGACCAAUCACUCAAGUGCUGAUUCUGAUGCUGAGAUUCUACCAGCGACGAAACUGAAGAAGAGAAUCUCCACUUUGCUUCAGUCUCUCCCCAAAGAUGCUACCUUUGAGAAGAUUUUGGCAGAGGUACAAUGUGCCAUUGAAGAUGCAGGUGGUGUUAAGCUGCCUUCUGUUCCUCAUGUUACUAAUGGAAACGGUCUUACAGAAGAAAAGGAGAUAACCAUGUCAAAUGAGACCACAGAGGAAAAAGUUAAUAUCGGCGAGGUAAUAACCCAAGAAUUGGCUCAUGCUCUUUCUCAGAUAUACCACUUUGUUUCCUACCUUUCGAAAGAAGCAACGCCGUGUCAGGACACAUUCUCCCAAAAAGUUCAGGAGUUCUCUGUCACAUUCGACAGAGUAUUGGGCAAGGAGAAAACUUUGGUCGACUUUCUGUUUGAUCUCUCCCGAGUUUUAGUCGAAGCUAGUGAACUGAAAAUAAAUGUGUUGGGAUUCAACACAUCCGAAGUGGAGAUUCACAGCCCAGAUUGCAUCGACAAAGUGGCUCUACCGGAAAACAAAACACUUCUUCGGAAAGAUUCAUCAGGUGAACAUUACCAGAAUGGUUGUUCUCAGAGCUCUGAUUCCGAGAUUCCAGAUGAUUGCAUCGGAACAUCUGGCUAUGAACCCAAGCUCACGGCAGCAGCUAGUAAAUUUACAUCAGAAGAGUUUGAAGGAUUGAGACUUGAGAAAGAAAAAGCAGAGACCAACCUUGCAAGCUGUGAAGCAGAUCUUGAAGCCACCAAGUCCAAACUACAAGAAACAGAGCAACUUCUUGCUGAAGUCAAAUCAGAUUUGGAAUCUGCUCAGAAGUCUAAUGGCAUGGCCGAGACACAGCUCAAAUGCAUGGUGGAAUCAUACAGAUCUCUUGAAACUAGAUCAUCGGAGUUGGAAAUCGAGCUGAGUUCUCUUAAAGGCAAAAUCGAAAACUUAGAAGAUGAGCUUCAUGACGAGAAGGAAAAUCACCGCGAGGCUUUAACCAAAUGCCAAGAACUCGAGGAGCAAUUACAAAGGAACAACCAAAGUUGCCAGACUUGUUCAGUAACUGAAGCUGAUCCUAAGAGCAAACAGGACAAUGAACUAGCAGCUGCAGCAGAGAAGCUACAAGAGUGUCAAGAGACUAUAUUGCUUCUUGGGAAGCAGCUCAAAUCCAUGUGUCCGCAAACAGAACAGGUUGCUUCCUCUCCAAGCCAAGAACAGGACCUAAACCCUGAAGAAGACAACGAAUACGCAACUUCCACAAAUCCUCAAGACAGCAAAUUGAGUUCGCCUUCAGAAAAGGAAACACCAACUACAAUGAGAUCUCCGGUAGGGACAAAACAUAGACACACCAAGUCAAACUCAUCAUCGUCCUCGUCGGGACUUACUCCCGAGAAACACUCUAGAGGAUUCAGCAGGUUCUUCUCAUCUAAAGCAAAGUAAACAAAAGAACAAAAAAACGUAUAAAUCUAACUAUGUUGUAUAUCGUAUCUAUUGCUAUAUAUGGUUUUUUACUAUGUGAGAAUGUUUUUUUUUAACUUUAGUUUUUUAUUCUUCUUUCUGUACUGACAACAGUUUGGUGUUGAAUUCUACGGCGUGUAAAUGUCAUCAAUCUACCC